UAAGUGUGAUAGUCCGAUUUCCUCGGGGUAUAAAGGCAGUGUAUCGUAUUGGCAAAAAUCACAUUUGUCAAGUCUACUAAGCAAGCACCAUGGCCGAUUUCAACGCUAUCCUGGAGAAGACCAAGGCUUUCAGCAAGAAGCCUCCCACCGAGGUGUACCUGGAGUUCUACGGUCUCUACAAGCAGAUCCACGAGGGCGACAUCAACAUCGAGAAGCCCGCCGAUGCCGAGGGUGCUGCCAAGUACGAUGCCUGGCUGGGCAGGAAGGGACUGUCCGUCGAUGCUGCCAAGGCCGCCUACAUUGCCCUGUACGAGAAAUACAACCCCAUCUAUGGUUAAGCUAGACACUAAUUUAUGAUCCCCUCAAUAAAUCUUGACCACCUGUGAA
This is a messenger RNA of Drosophila bipectinata, 387 nucleotides long. RefSeq names its product Acyl-CoA binding protein 5 (gene Acbp5). Gene Ontology annotation, molecular function: fatty-acyl-CoA binding. The record is from RefSeq and is a predicted model, not a curated record. Gene Ontology annotation, biological process: fatty acid metabolic process. Lineage: Eukaryota; Metazoa; Arthropoda; Insecta; Diptera; Drosophilidae.